AUGGGAAAAGCCGGUCGCAUGGCGUGUAUCUUCACGCCGUACGUCUUGACCAUCGCGUCACUGAUUUGCAUUAUUAUGGUGGGAUUGGGUUGCACAAAUGCCAGCUCAAGUACCUUGAACAACCUAUAUUUCCUUCGUCUUGACAUCUCAAACAUAACCGCAAGCUCAGAAACGACAACCGAGAUUGAGAAUGCCCUCCGCGACGCUGGCAUUACCUCAGUCACUGUGGACGAUCUCACAAGUGCCAUUGAAACCAUUGAGAAUGAAUCGGGUCUCGCCGAUUACUACGACAUUGGUCUCUGGGGUUACUGUGAGGGCGACAUCUCCGGCAGCAAGAAGAACAUCACCUCCUGCUCAAAGCCGAAGGCCGAGUUCUACUUCGACCCCCUUUCGCUCUUUGGCCUGGAGAACACCAACGCUGCAAGCGCACUCGGCACUGAUGCCAAAAAGAUCAUGAACGUGUACAAGGCCGUCUCCAAGUGGAUGUUUAUCGCCUACCUUGUCGCCUUCAUCGCUACCUGCGCUCAGAUCCUGGUCGGCAUCUUCGCCAUCUGCAGCCGCUGGGGUAGCUGCGUCACCACCAUGGUCUCGAUUGUCGCGUUCCUCUUCACUCUAGGAGCCUCGCUCACAUCGACAAUCAUGUUCUCCAUCGCAAAGGGCUCUCUCGGCACAGCGGCCAAGGCCUACGGCGUCAAAGUCUCCAUGGGCACAAACAUCUACGCCGCAACCUGGCUCGCCGUGGUCUUCUCUCUCGCCGGUACUCUCUUCUGGAUGUUCAGCACCUGCUGCUGCUCCGGCCGCUCCCCCUACGGUCACAAGAACCGCGGCAACGCCCGCGGCUCCGUCACCGCCGAGAAGGCUCCCUACACCUACGAGCCCAUUGGCGCCGGCCACCCUCCCUUCGGUAGCCAGCCUUACGCUCAGGGCCACAACACUGCCUACCCUCCUCCUCCCGCUCACCACAACGACAUUCCCAUGACCAACCAGCGGCAAAACGCAUACGAGCCUUUCCGUCACGUCUAA
Messenger RNA from Penicillium canescens, 1023 nucleotides. Its product is annotated as SUR7/PalI family protein. Bases 1 to 1023 code for a protein of 340 amino acids. The transcript is spliced from 2 exons. The record is from RefSeq and is a predicted model, not a curated record. Gene Ontology annotation, cellular component: plasma membrane; cell cortex of cell tip. NCBI's taxonomy places the organism in Eukaryota, Fungi, Ascomycota, Eurotiomycetes, Eurotiales, Aspergillaceae. Gene Ontology annotation, biological process: fungal-type cell wall organization.